Molecule: messenger RNA, 2557 nt
Organism: Eubalaena glacialis (North Atlantic right whale)
Lineage: Eukaryota; Metazoa; Chordata; Mammalia; Artiodactyla; Balaenidae
Gene: PTPN5
Product: protein tyrosine phosphatase non-receptor type 5
Exons: 15
Coding region: 1-1956 (651 amino acids)
Biological process (GO): protein dephosphorylation
Molecular function (GO): protein tyrosine phosphatase activity
Source: RefSeq, a predicted model, not a curated record
AUGAAGCCCAAGGUAGAGGGCAUGUCUGCCUGGGGUUGGGUCAGGAGGUUCCUGGGGGCUCAGCCUCCCACCCAGGAAUCUGGCUUCAGCAUCCCAGUUCCUCCUCACCCCUCACCCACCUGGGAAGAGGGCGCAAGCUCCUCUGCCUCCCUCCCCAAACCUGUCAGCUAUUUCUCUGCGUACGACCUGGGCAAAGCUGGCAUCCACUCCAGGAUGCCUCCUGACAGCACCCACCCAUCUACCAUCCCACCCCCCAGGCAGAGCCAUGAGCUCCAGGAAGGAGUGAGAAGGAGAGAGAACCACACUGCUGAUGACUCCGAGGGAGGGGCCCUGGACAUGUGCUGCAGCGAGAGGCUGCCGGGUGUCCCCCAGCCGGUAGGGAUGGAGGCGCUGGACCAGGCCGAGGGGCCCACGGCCUUGCAGAGAGAGAUGCCGCUGCCCCCGCCUCCUUCACCGCCCUCAGAGCCGGCUCAGAAGCCACCACCUCGAGGCGCCAGGAGCCACUCCCUCACCGUCAGGAGCAGCCUGUGCCUGUUGGCUGCCUCCCAGUUCCUGCUCGCCUGCGGGAUGCUCUGGCUCAGCGGCUACGGCCCCAUCUGGUCGCAAAAUGCCACAGACCUCAUCUCCUCCGUGCUAGCACUCCUGGAGCAGCUGGGACCCUCGGCCUGGCUGGCUGUUGGGACCUGGGACGUCCCUAAUCUUCUGCUGGUCUCUCUGUCCGUGGUCCUCGUCACCACCUUGGUGUGGCACCUCCUGAGAACUCCCCCAGAGCCACCCACCCCGCUGCCCCCCGAGGACAGGCGCCAGUCGGUGAGCCGUCAGCCCUCUUUCACCUACUCUGAGUGGAUGGAGGAGAAGGUCGAGGAUGACUUCCUGGACCUGGACCCUGUCCCUGAGACACCUGUGUUUGACUGCGUGAUGGACAUCAAGCUUGAGGCCGACCCUGCCUCACUGACUGUCAAGGCCAUGGGUCUGCAGGAGAGGAGGGGCUCCAACGUCUCCCUGACCCUGGACAUGUGCACCCCGGGCUGCAAUGAGGAGGGGUUCGGCUAUCUCAUGUCCCCACGCGAGGAGUCGGCCCGCGAGUACCUGCUCAGCGCCUCCCGCGUCCUCCAGGCCGAAGAGCUUCACGAGAAGGCCCUGGACCCCUUCCUGCUUCAGGCAGAAUUCUUUGAAAUUCCCAUGAACUUUGUGGAUCCGAAAGAGUAUGACAUCCCUGGGCUGGUGCGGAAGAACCGGUACAAAACCAUCCUUCCCAACCCUCACAGCAGAGUGUGUCUGACCUCACCAGACCCUGACGACCCUCUGAGUUCCUACAUCAACGCCAACUACAUCCGGGGCUAUGGUGGGGAAGAGAAGGUGUAUAUCGCCACUCAGGGACCCAUCGUCAGCACAGUUGGCGACUUCUGGCGCAUGGUGUGGCAGGAGCACACGCCCAUCAUUGUCAUGAUCACCAACAUCGAGGAGAUGAACGAGAAGUGCACCGAGUAUUGGCCGGAGGAGCAGGUGGUGUACGACGGCGUGGAGAUCACUGUGCAGAAAGUCAUCCACACUGAGGAUUACCGGCUCCGACUCAUUGCUCUCAGGAGUGGGACAGAAGAGCGAGGCCUGAAGCAUUACUGGUUCACAUCCUGGCCCGACCAGAAGACCCCAGACCGGGCCCCCCCACUCCUGCACCUGGUGCAGGAGGUGGAGGAGGCAGCCCAGCAGGAGGGGCCCCGCUGCGCCCCCAUCGUCGUCCACUGCAGUGCAGGGAUUGGGAGGACGGGCUGCUUCAUCGCCACUAGCAUCUGCUGCCAGCAGCUGCGGCACGAGGGCGUGGUGGACAUCCUGAAGACCACGUGCCAGCUCCGUCAGGACAGGGGCGGCAUGAUCCAGACGUGUGAGCAGUACCAGUUCGUGCACCACGUCAUGAGCCUCUACGAGAAGCAGCUGUCCCGCCCGUCCCCCGAGUGACCACACUCCUCCCCGAGGUCCUCUGGGUACCACCCAGCCUGAGUCUGGGCCCUCAUCCCAGCCACACCCAGGGCCCUGCCUCGGGUCCAGCCUGCUCCCUGCCCCUCCCGCUUCCUUCUCCUCAGUCUGCUCCCCCCAGCCUGGGCCUGGCCCCUGCCCCCCCCCCAACGUAGCUCUUCCUACUGUACAUAUUGGGGAGUGGGGGAGGGUGGGGGAGGGGUGUGCCAGGCCAGGCCUAGGGCCCCAGGGCCUGACCCACGCUGCGCGACCUGGGGCCUCAGUUUUUAAUGAUGGUUCCAUUGCUACUUGAUCCAAAACAUUUCCGUGCCGCACUCCACGUGUCCUGCCGCAGCGUGUUGUGUCUGUCCAUCCAUCUCUGCUGUCUGUACCGGACACUGUGUCUCCUCAACCCAGGAGAGGGGUAAUGAGCUCCAGCCCCCAAGUGGCCCCGGCAGAGGUGCCUGCCCCCGGCCCCCAGCCCCACUUCUCCCAACAGGCAGAUUGCACUUUGCCCCUAGUUACUGGGACCAGGAUAAGGACGGGGGGCCUGAGGACCUGGAGGUCAGGCACAGGGAGCUCCUGAGCGGGUGGCAGAAAGAUC